Messenger RNA from Pomacea canaliculata, 2395 nucleotides. RefSeq lists its product as uncharacterized. Lineage: Eukaryota; Metazoa; Mollusca; Gastropoda; Architaenioglossa; Ampullariidae. Bases 135 to 1406 code for a protein of 423 amino acids. The transcript has 8 exons. Gene Ontology annotation, cellular component: membrane. The record is from RefSeq and is a predicted model, not a curated record.
GUUCUCAUCUACUAGUACAACUAAUAAAUGGAACAUCAACUUGGAAUGGCCGUUUAGAAAUAUUACACAACGGAACACGGACCACAGUGUGUGGCGAUUAUUUUGGAAAAGAAGAGGCACAGGUAGCCUGCAAAAUGCUUGGUUUAGACAGUUCGCGGGCCAUGGCUGUGGGGUCAAGUCAGUACGGCGAAGGUUCAGGUCUGAUCCUCUUUGGCAACGUCACGUGCACAGGGAAGGAGUCGAGUUUUGAUGAGUGUCAACAUGAUGGAUUUUACGAGCGUGACUGCAACCACAGUGAUGAUGUCGGUAUCAUCUGUAAUAUCAAACCAUUACGACUUCGCUUGACGAGUGUUUUUCGAGACAGACCAGAGAUAAACCGUCUUGAGAUAGAACUGGAAACCCAGUGGAACUCACUUUGCAUCACUCGGAAUGCUGCCAAGGUUGUCUGUAGACAGCUCGGCUUAUCACAGCAUGCUGCAUUGUAUACGAAUGUAUCAAUGCAUAAAGAAAUUUUAUCUGAACACAACAACCACUCUAAACUGGAGAUAAAGUUUCUCUGCCUAGGGAAUGAGACAAGCCUUUUGGACUGCGACCUUUAUGGACAGAAGAAAGAUGUCGUUUGCGGAUUUCCUCCCAGUAUCAACUGUAAUGAGUCCUUACCUUAUCUUCGUAUCCUGUAUAAUGAGACUUCAUUCCCGCCACUUGAUGGAUCAAAUAUAACUCUAGAAUGUGAGAUCACACAGUCCGGGGAAUCAGAAGUUACCUACCUGUGGUUUGAGUAUUCCAGGAGACAUGUCCAGCGCUAUCAUGGGAAGUACCUAAUAUUUAAUGUUACUGGAGACCAUCAUGGACUUCGAGUGUACUGUGCAGCCAACUAUUGGUACAAUGGUCUCCGAUAUAAUAUUGCAAGUGACACAAUGAUAAUGACAGUUUGCUGUGUCCCGUCGAUAAGCAUGAAUGAUCAAGUACCGCCAUCCAUGUAUAUCCAUGACGACAAAGGUUAUCUAAAGUUUGAAAUGACAGCCUAUCCCAUCCCUCAAGUAACAGCCACUAUGUACCUUGGUCCAGUUCUGACUGAUGGUGUCAAAGGUGAAGAUACCAGCAACACGACACGUGUAAUAUGUGCUGAUGUUGGUCUGGCACGUGCAUCAGUGUCGUGUAACAUCACUGUCUCUAACAUAUCACAAGCUGCUGAUGGCUUCUACAAAAUCGUUUUCGACAACAAACUUGGGCAGCUGCCUUUUAUAUUCACAAUCAGGCGUCAAGAGCGCAGAGGAGAAAUACCAUCGGCAUUUUUGUUGACUUUUGUCGGCGCAUUUGCUGUUGGCAUUGUUAUCUUCACUUCUGUGACAGUCUACUGCGUCAAGCGUUGGACAGCAGCAGCAACUUCUAUAUACAGAAGGUAAAACACUUGUUGCUCAAAGGAUUGCCACAUCUAUACAGACUGGCAUUUUAGGAACCAGAUUAGGUAAGUAGUUCUCAUUUUUUUUCUCGUUUAAACUGUUUUGAUUUGACAGCUCUGACUUUUUAAUUCCAGCUAACAACAGUAUUCUUCUGAUAUAUUUAUUACAAACAUUUUUAUGCAGCUUCAGUAGUUAUAAUUCUCAUAUAUAUAUAUACAUUCGUACAAACGCUAAUGCGUGCAUUUAUACUCACUAUGCAAGACAGACAGAACAAUAUUUAAAACAGAAAAGAAGCACUGGUUCGUGUACUUAAAAAAAAAAAUAAUGAGGGAAAAAGUAAAAAUUGCUAAAUAUGAUAUUGUAAAAUGUUUCAGGUGAGAAAACGAAAACAACUAUCGUAGCCGGACAUCAAGAUGACUGAUAUGACGCACAUGUCAAUGAUUAGAAUAUUCUUUUCUGAGGUUCUUAGAAUCAUGUGUUACAUGUGUGAAUUGCUAACAUAUACUGUUUUGUUUUUAUUUUUACAAAUAGAGCACGGAAAUGUACAGAUUUUAUGAUAUUGUGAUAAGAGUAGAGGGUUAGAGUAACUUCAUGUUAGUAUAGUUGAUGUUGCUUAGUGUUCUUCUGCUUUUAUUUAAGGGAGGUAAGCACAUCAAAAUUGGAAGAAACAUGGAUACAUUUGCAUUUCUGUGGUUGUUUCCCUUUGGUUAUUUAUUAUAUUUAUUAUUCAUACUCAUCAAAUACAAAGAAAUUGCAAAUCAUAAAAUGUUGUUAGUAGUAGUAGUCUCAAACGGUUUUACAGACCUACUUUUGUUGUACUUGGCAACAAGGGAAAUGUGGUUAGUUAUGAUGCUUACAAAAGUGUAUGUAAGUCGAGUCGUUAGUUUGAAUGUGUGUAUGAAAGACCGGAGGCGGCCCGGUGGCGCAACGGUUAGCGCUGUUAGCGCCUGUCACCAAUACAGUGAAGGUUGGCUGCCCUGAGUUCAUUUCUC